AGCAGCAGUGAAAGGCGUGUCCGCGUUUCCUGGCGGCGUCGUCUCCCGUCUUUUUGGAUUUGACAUCAGCAAAAUGGUUGCGGACUUGGCUAGUAAGUCGGGUGCUGCGGGCGCGGCGGGGGGAAUGCCGCAAAUGCUUGCAAUGAACGGUCUCUCCACGGGUGCCGGCCUUAUUCAAGCCGCAAUGUCCACUGUGCUCCAGAUCGUGCCCCCCAUGGUGCCGCCGCCGGUGUGGAUCAACCAGCCGCUGCCCUGCAUGCCCAUGGUCACUGGUCACAAUUGUGUCGGGUCCGUUCUCUACCCUAUCACCGCCGCGGACUUUGUCACUGCUGACGUCACUGAUGCGCAGUUGGA
Molecule: messenger RNA, 354 nt
Organism: Amoebophrya sp. A120
Lineage: Eukaryota; Dinophyceae; Syndiniales; Amoebophryaceae
Source: the annotation of a GenBank genome assembly